CUUUUUUGACUGUAAUCCUGAAUUGUAGUGUCUGUAGUGUGUAUAUGAGCAAAUUAUCCUCUCUCUGUCUCUCUCUCUCUCUCUACUGCUCUUCUUUUGUUCUUGAGGCAGCUUCUGCUUUUCUGGAUGCAUAUGAUGACUGCGAAUUACCAGGCAGUCAAUCUGUGCCUAUGAUUCCGGAUGAUAUUGGCUUUUUCACUGAACAGAAUGCCUCAUUUUCCGUAAUAGUUGUAUAACUUAACAUAUUUGUCAAGAAAAUUAAUGCACUUUAUGGUUCUUGUUUAGUGCACUAUAAGCUCCACCUCAACCUAGUUCUCGGGUUUUCAAGUUAACCCCCUAGAAAGAGGAAGCAAACAGAAGAAGUUUUUGAAGAACCAUGGCAGAAGAUGAUAUGUACACGAAAGAUGGGACGGUAGAUCACCGUGGGAAUCAGGCUGAUAAAAGUAAAACUGGAACCUGGAAGGCCUGCCCCUAUAUUCUAGGAAAUGAAUGUUGUGAAAGAUUGGCAUACUAUGGGAUGAGCUCCAAUCUGGUACUUUACUUUAAGAAGCGACUACAUCAGCACAGUGCUACUGCUAGUAAAAAUGUCUUAAACUGGAGCGGAACAUGCUACAUCACCCCAUUGAUUGGGGCAUUUUUCGCUGAUGCCUAUCUUGGAAGAUAUUGGACCAUAGCCUGUUUCUCCAUCAUCUAUGUUAUUGGGAUGACACUUUUGACACUGUCAGCAUCAGUCUCUGGCCUAAAGCCAACAUGUUAUGGAGAAGAUAAUUGUCAUGCAACAGAUACACAAGCUGCAGUGUGUUUUCUAGCACUUUACCUAAUUGCAUUGGGCACUGGUGGGAUUAAGCCUUGUGUCUCAUCAUAUGGAGCAGAUCAAUUUGAUGAUACUAAUGAGGUUGAGAAGAAACGCAAAGCUUCUUUCUUCAAUUGGUUCUAUUUUUCAAUCAAUAUUGGUGCUUUUAUUGCUGGUUCUUUGCUGGUUUGGAUACAAGAUAAUGUGGGCUGGGGAUGGGGCUUUGGCAUCCCAGCAGUGGCCAUGGCAAUUGCUGUAUUAAGUUUCUUUUCAGGUACUCGGUUGUAUCGAAACCAGAAACCUGGAGGCAGCCCUCUGACACGUAUCUGUCAGGUGAUCGUGGCAUCCUUGAGAAAAUACAAGGCUAAAGUACCUGCUGAUGAGUCCAUUUUGUAUGAGACUGCGGAUGCAGAAUCUGCCAUCAAAGGAAGCCGCAAGCUUAAUCACACAAAAGACUUCAGCUUCUUUGACAAAGCGGCAGUGGUGGUGCAAACAGAUCAAGUUAAGGGCUCGGUAGACCCAUGGAGACUUUGCACUGUUAGCCAAGUUGAGGAGCUGAAAGCUAUUAUACGACUGCUUCCAAUAUGGGCCACAGGAAUCAUCUUUUGCACUGCCUCCAGUCAGAUGGGCACCUUGUUUGUGUUGCAAGGCGCCAUCAUGGAUACUCGCGUUGGUUCCUCUUCCUUCGAGAUCCCACCUGCAUCUCUGUCGAUCUUUGACACCCUUAGUGUCCUUUUUUGGGUCCCAGUCUAUGAUUGUAUCAUUGUCCCAUUAGCUAGAAAAUUCACAGGUCAUAAAAAUGGCCUAACUCAACUCCAGAGGAUGGGCAUUGGCCUCUUCAUAUCCAUCUUUGCCAUGCUUUCUGCAGGAAUUUUGGAACUCGUAAGACUUAGAAGUGUUAGAAGGCACAACUACUAUGAACUUGAGCACAUGCCCAUGUCCAUAUUUUGGCAAGUUCCUCAGUAUUUCAUCAUAGGGUGUGCAGAAGUUUUCGCAUUCAUUGGGCAGUUAGAGUUUUUUUACGAGCAAGCACCUGAUGCCAUGAGGAGUCUCUGCUCUGCUCUCCAACUAACCACCGUGGCACUGGGGAGCUACUUGUGCUCUCUACUUGUAACCAUUGUUACCACAGUGAGUACUAGGCACGGGAAGCUUGGAUGGAUACCAGACAAUCUGAAUUAUGGUCAUAUUGAUUACUUCUUUUGGCUCCUGGCCGUUCUGAGUGUGCUGAACUUGGGAGCUUUUCUCUUCAUUGCAAAAUGGUACACAUAUAAAAGGCCUGUGGGGACUCUCAAAUGAUGGGUUACUCACUUACUCU
This is a messenger RNA of Corylus avellana, 2108 nucleotides long. RefSeq names its product protein NRT1/ PTR FAMILY 8.2-like. Gene Ontology annotation, molecular function: transmembrane transporter activity. NCBI's taxonomy places the organism in Eukaryota, Viridiplantae, Streptophyta, Magnoliopsida, Fagales, Betulaceae. Gene Ontology annotation, biological process: transmembrane transport; oligopeptide transport. The record is from RefSeq and is a predicted model, not a curated record. Gene Ontology annotation, cellular component: membrane.